This is a messenger RNA of Vanderwaltozyma polyspora DSM 70294, 2439 nucleotides long. RefSeq lists its product as uncharacterized. The record is from RefSeq and is a predicted model, not a curated record. The coding region runs from base 1 to 2439 and encodes 812 amino acids. Gene Ontology annotation, molecular function: ATP binding; polyubiquitin modification-dependent protein binding; ATP hydrolysis activity. Gene Ontology annotation, biological process: autophagosome maturation; mitotic spindle disassembly; retrograde protein transport, ER to cytosol. The transcript has a single exon. Gene Ontology annotation, cellular component: VCP-NPL4-UFD1 AAA ATPase complex; cytosol; nucleus. Lineage: Eukaryota; Fungi; Ascomycota; Saccharomycetes; Saccharomycetales; Saccharomycetaceae.
AUGGCUUCGGGUGCUGAAAGGCAUGAGGAGGAAAAUAGUACUGCUACUGCUAUUUUGAGAUCAAAGAAGAAGCCAAAUUCCUUGUUGGUUGAUGAUGCUGUUAACGAUGAUAAUUCAGUUAUUGCAAUUAAUUCUAACACCAUGGAUAAGUUAGAAUUAUUCCGUGGUGAUACUGUUUUAGUUAAAGGUAAAAAGAGAAGAGAUACUGUGUUAAUUGUUUUAAUCGAUGACGAUUUGGAAGAUGGUGCUUGUAGAGUUAAUCGUGUUGUAAGAAACAAUUUGCGUAUCAGAUUAGGUGAUUUAGUUACAAUCCAUCCAUGUCCUGAUAUUAAAUAUGCCUCAAGAAUUUCAGUACUACCAAUUGCUGAUACCAUUGAAGGUAUUACAGGUAAUUUGUUCGAUGUGUUUUUAAAACCAUACUUUGUUGAAGCCUACAGACCAGUCAGAAAAGGUGACCACUUCGUUGUAAGAGGUGGUAUGAGACAAGUUGAAUUUAAAGUUGUCGACGUCGAACCAGAUGAAUAUGCUGUCGUUGCUCAAGACACAAUUAUUCACUGGGAAGGUGAACCAAUUAACAGAGAAGAUGAAGAAAAUAAUUUAAACGAUGUUGGUUAUGAUGACAUUGGUGGUUGCCGUAAACAAAUGGCUCAAAUCAGAGAAAUGGUCGAAUUGCCAUUGAGACACCCACAGUUAUUUAAAACUAUCGGUAUUAAACCACCAAGAGGUGUUUUGAUGUAUGGUCCUCCUGGUACUGGUAAGACUUUGAUGGCAAGAGCUGUUGCUAAUGAAACCGGUGCUUUCUUCUUUUUGAUUAAUGGUCCAGAAGUUAUGUCGAAGAUGGCAGGUGAAUCUGAAUCUAACUUAAGAAAAGCCUUUGAAGAAGCUGAAAAAAAUGCCCCAGCUAUUAUCUUCAUUGAUGAAAUUGAUUCUAUUGCUCCAAAGAGGGACAAGACCAAUGGUGAAGUUGAAAGAAGAGUGGUUUCUCAAUUGUUAACAUUGAUGGAUGGUAUGAAGGCUAGAUCCAAUGUUGUUGUCAUUGCUGCAACCAACAGACCAAACUCUAUCGAUCCUGCUUUAAGAAGAUUCGGAAGAUUUGACCGUGAAGUUGAUAUUGGUAUUCCAGAUGCAACUGGUAGAUUGGAAGUUUUACGUAUUCAUACUAAAAACAUGAAGUUGGCCGAUGAUGUUGAUUUAGAGUCAAUCGCUGCAGAAACACAUGGUUUUGUGGGUGCUGAUAUUGCAUCCUUAUGUUCAGAAGCUGCUAUGCAACAAAUUCGUGAAAAAAUGGAGUUAAUUGACUUGGAUGAAGACGAAAUUGAUGCAGAAGUUUUAGAUUCCUUAGGUGUCACAAUGGAUAACUUUAGAUUUGCUUUGGGUAACUCUAAUCCAUCUGCCUUACGUGAAACUGUUGUUGAAAACGUUAAUGUUACUUGGGAUGACAUUGGUGGUUUAGAUGAAAUCAAGAAUGAAUUAAAGGAAACAGUUGAAUAUCCAGUCUUGCAUCCAGACCAAUACACCAAAUUCGGUCUAUCUCCAUCUAAGGGUGUUUUGUUCUAUGGUCCACCAGGUACUGGUAAAACUUUAUUGGCUAAGGCCGUCGCUACUGAAGUUUCCGCAAACUUUAUCUCUGUUAAAGGUCCUGAAUUGUUAAGUAUGUGGUAUGGUGAAUCGGAAUCCAAUAUUCGUGACAUUUUCGAUAAGGCUAGAGCUGCUGCUCCAACUGUCGUUUUCUUGGACGAAUUGGAUUCUAUUGCUAAAGCAAGAGGUAAUUCUCAAGAUAAUGUAGGAGACAGAGUUGUCAAUCAAUUAUUGACUGAAAUGGAUGGUAUGAAUGCAAAGAAGAAUGUUUUUGUUAUUGGUGCUACCAACAGACCAGAUCAAAUUGAUCCUGCAAUCUUAAGACCAGGUAGAUUAGAUCAAUUAAUUUACGUUCCAUUGCCAGAUGAAACAGCUAGAUUAUCCAUUUUAAAGGCUCAAUUAAGAAAGAGUCCUCUAGAGCCAGGUUUAGAUUUAAAUGCCAUUGCCAAGUCUACUCAAGGAUUUUCUGGUGCUGAUUUAUCAUAUAUUGCACAAAGGGCUGCUAAGUUUGCCAUCAAGGAUUCUAUUCAAGCCAAUAUUGAAAGAGAAUCCGAAAAAGUCAAAUCCGAAGAUGUUGAGAUGUCUGAUGUCAAGGAAGAAAAUGAAGAAGAACAACCUGAUCCUGUUCCAUACAUUACAAGAGAACAUUUUGCAGAAGCUAUGAAAACAGCCAAACGUUCUGUGUCUGAUGCAGAAUUACGUCGUUACGAAGCCUAUUCCCAGCAAGUGAAAGCUUCAAGAGGGCAGUUCAGUAAUUUUAGCUUUGAUGACAAUGCUGCUGCUACCAAUGACAACAACAACGCUUCAGGUGCUAGCUUUGGUUCUGGUGCAGCCGAAGAAGACGAUGACUUGUAUAACUAG